AUGAAUAAAUCCUCCAGGGAUAAAGAUAACCGCAACCAACAGAAGGAGGUAAAUGGUGAACUGCUGAAGAGGAUAACCGACAAUAAGGCCCAUCCCCCAGCUCAAAACUUUCGGGAGGAGUGCUCAACUACAUCCGUGCCCAUCACAUUUGAUUCCCAGCCCUUUGAGGUCCACGCUUGGCUCAAUGCAAAGGGCUUCUCUAGACCGGUGGUGGAAUGUCUUGGUAUUCUGAACGGGGCGCAACUAUUUUCCCUCAGUAAGGAUGAGCUGAAAGCCGUAUGCGGAGAUGAGGGUUCCCGUGUGUUUAGUCAGAUCACUGUGCAGAAAGCUCAAAUAGAGAGGGGUCGUGGGGAUACAGAACUACAGGAGAUCAUGAGGCGACGACAACAGGAGGUGGAGGGCUCAACCUGGGAAUGA
Sinocyclocheilus anshuiensis is the source of this 417-nucleotide messenger RNA. RefSeq names its product epidermal growth factor receptor pathway substrate 8b (gene eps8b). Bases 1 to 417 code for a protein of 138 amino acids. The transcript is spliced from 4 exons. Lineage: Eukaryota; Metazoa; Chordata; Actinopteri; Cypriniformes; Cyprinidae. Gene Ontology annotation, biological process: regulation of Rho protein signal transduction; Rho protein signal transduction; positive regulation of ruffle assembly. Gene Ontology annotation, molecular function: actin binding. The record is from RefSeq and is a predicted model, not a curated record. Gene Ontology annotation, cellular component: plasma membrane; ruffle membrane; vesicle.